Molecule: messenger RNA, 1365 nt
Organism: Juglans microcarpa x Juglans regia
Lineage: Eukaryota; Viridiplantae; Streptophyta; Magnoliopsida; Fagales; Juglandaceae
Product: endoglucanase 12-like
Exons: 4
Coding region: 1-1365 (454 amino acids)
Biological process (GO): carbohydrate metabolic process
Molecular function (GO): hydrolase activity, hydrolyzing O-glycosyl compounds
Source: RefSeq, a predicted model, not a curated record
AUGACAGAGAAAGAAGGAACCUCGAAGAAAUUGAUAUCAACUGUACCAUGGCACACAGAGAAUCGCUUGGGAGGUUCAGAGAAGAGGAAAAACAAGUACGUGGAUUUUGGGAGCAUUGUAAUUAGCCGUAAGGCACUCAAAUGGAUAUUAAUGGGGUCCUUUCUCUUGGCUUCCUUCGCCGUUGCAGCCCCCACUAUCAUCUUCAAGUCCUCGCCCAAGCACAAGCCCCAUUCUCCCCGUCCUGACAAUUACCCUAUUGCUCUCCAGAAACUCGUCAUCUUCUUCAACGCUCGGAAGGCCAGGCAUAUGAUCCCCGUCCUGAUAGUUACUCUGUUGCUCUCCAGAAAGCCCUCCUCUUCUUCAACGCUCAGAAAUAUGUUAAUUGGCUAUGAAUGUGCUGCAGCUGGAAUAUUGCCUGAAGAUAAUGGUAUAGACUGGAGAGGGAAUUCAGGACUAAGAGAUGGGAUGAAUGAUACCAAUCUGAAGGGAGGGCUUGUUGGAGGAUACUAUGAUGCUGGAGCCAAUGUCAAGUUUCACUUUCCAAUGGCUUAUGCGAUGACAAUGCUAAGCUGGAGUGUGAUUGAAUACAGUCACAAAUACAAGGCCCUUGGCAAGUAUGACCAUGUUCGGGAACUCAUUAAGUGGGGCACUGAUUACUUACUCCUAACCUUCAAUUCUUCUGCCACCAAAAUUGAUAAGAUCUAUUGCCAGGUUGGUGGACAUCAGAAUGGCUCUGUGACACCAGAUGAUCACAACUGCUGGCAAAAACCAGAACAAAUGGAGUAUACACGGCCAACACAAACUUGCAAGGCCGGACCCGAACUUGCUGGAGAAAUGGCAGCUGCCUUAGCUGCAGCCUCUAUAGUUUUCCGGGACAAUGAUGCCUACUCUGACAAACUUAUCAAAGGCUCCAAAACCCUCUUUGCCUUCGCAAGGGAUAUUGGAAGACGGAGGCCAUACAGUCAUGGCAACCCUUAUAUUUCUCCUUACUACAGAUCCACCGGGUACUACGACGAGUACAUGUGGGGUGCCACUUGGUUGUUCUAUGCAACAGGAAACAUUUCUUAUCUUUCACUGGCUAUCCACCCUGGGAUCUCUAAGAAUUCCAAAGCAUUUAACAUGAUUCCAGAUUUGACCGUGCUAAGUUGGGAUAACAAGUUACCAGCAGCCAUGCUACUGCUGGCAAGGCUGAGGAUGUUCCUGAAACCUGGCUACCCUUAUGAGGAUAUGUUGCUGAGGCAUCACAAUGCGACUGGUCAUAUCAUGUGCUCUUAUCUUCAAUACUCGCCCAUAUAUCAGGUCUUCAACUGGACUCGUGGUAUGUACUAUUUAGGAUCUCAACUCUUCGAUCUAUAUACAAUAUAG